GCCGCUCGUGGGGCCUGCUGAGGAGCCGGCUGGGCCCGGCUAAAAGCAUGGGCGUGAGAAUGGAGAACAGCAGCUGGAGCAGCAGCAGGAGGAGCCCAGUGAUCGAGUACCAAGCCAUUCCUAGGCACGGACCUGCAAGCCCAUUCAAAGGACAUUUAAGUACUAAAAGUAAUGCUUUCUGCAUUGACUCCUCCUCCCGCAGACUAAGUAACCAGUACCUGAUCAGGGAUCACAUGGCUGUUCACUACAAUAAAAUCCUUUCAGCCAAAGCUGCUGUAGACUGUUCGGUACCCAAAAGCAGGCUAAACAGCAUACAACUGUCAGAUCAGCAUCGAAGAGAGAAGCUCAAGAAGGAAAUAGAAAAGUGUGAGAAGGAAAUGAGCACAUCCAAAAAUGUGUCCCGAUCCAGUUCUAGGGAGAGUAGACGACCACUGUCAGCCACUUAUAGAAAGCACCAGGAUUCAUUGGAAGCAGGAAGCAAUAUAGAGCUCUCCUCCUAUGCACCAAAUGAACAGAAGCAUGUGUCAGGUUCCUUGUCAUCUCCAGAGAAGCAGAUCUCAGACUUCCCCGAUACUGAAAAAUACCCUAGGAAAGCUGCUCAGAAAGCCUCCAACAUCUCAGUCUCACGCUCAAGUAUCAGCACAACAAGUCUGCACAGAUUUCACUCCAGAGUUUCCUGUAGUUCUUCUGACGGCAUUGUGAACUGUUAUCCCCGUAAGGCACAAAAGGCGGAAUCCAAAGUACAAAGUGGGGAUCUUCUUGAGAAACACUCGGAACAUUUUACCAAUGGCCAGCAGCCAUUCACGCCACGCACUUUAAAAUCAGACGCCAAAUCCUUCCUAUCGCAGUACAGAUAUUAUACUCCAGCAAAACGGAAAAGCAAAGAAAUUCCAGUACAGCAUGUGGAAGCAGAAACACAGACUGACAUAAGCGGUUUUCAACUUGAAUCUGAAGAAUUUGUAAAAAGGGAUGUAGCUGACUUUCAGAAGAUCAUAAAGGAGGUGGAAGACUCAGUAUCUGCUAUGGCAGAUAAGUGUGGUGAAAGGAAGGCUCCUUCUCAGUUCUCCUCACCAAGGGUGACUUCUCCAUGUUCUGGGCAGUCCCCAAUGAUGAGAAAAAUUCAGGCUGAAGAAGAAGAACUUCUGUAUUUAAGUUUCAUCCAGGACAUAACAGAUGAGAUCCUGAAACUUGGAUUGUUUUCAAACAGGGCUUUGGAACGGUUGUUUGAGCGUCACAUAGAACAAAACAAGAAUCAUCUCAAUGAGACCAAAAUGCGCCACCUGUUGGAGAUUCUGAAGGAGGACCUGGGUUGCAAAGAAGAGAGAAAGGAAGGGUUUGACUCAUUGGGUCGAGUUCAGAACGAACCAGCAGAGUACCUCCAACUCCCUGACAAACCUCAAACGGAAAAAAGCAAGGAACUUUCAAAGGCAAUGGAUUUAAUAGCAAGUGCGGCAGCUAUAUCAAGACCUCCUGUAUGCAGCGAUGCAUUCCACAAGGUGGAGGGCACAGAUGAAUUUUCCAAAGAUCUAAAUGGUUUGUUGAAUGCUGGCCUGUACCCACCCUCUUGCCCAGUGCUUGAAGAAAACCCGAUCACCUCGUCCACCCUGCCGCCUACACUAAGUUCAACCACCUGCGAUGCCGACUUUGAAACAAGUGAGUCUUUGCAGGAACUUGACGAGCUCCAAGAAAGCAUGGCAGAAUCCCUUCACAUUACCACUGACAACGCAGAAUAGCCAACAACUAGCAGCAAAGCACCAAGAAACCAGCAGCGUAGACAUCUUGAAUGUUGCUCAUUCAAUAAAAUGCUAGUGAACCAUU
This is a messenger RNA of Eublepharis macularius, 1818 nucleotides long. It is a transcript of the gene SPATA7, whose product is annotated as spermatogenesis associated 7. Lineage: Eukaryota; Metazoa; Chordata; Lepidosauria; Squamata; Eublepharidae. Gene Ontology annotation, biological process: protein localization to photoreceptor connecting cilium; protein localization to photoreceptor outer segment; photoreceptor cell maintenance. The record is from RefSeq and is a predicted model, not a curated record. Gene Ontology annotation, cellular component: rod photoreceptor outer segment; photoreceptor distal connecting cilium; axoneme. The coding region runs from base 48 to 1733 and encodes 561 amino acids. The transcript is spliced from 12 exons.